AGUGGAUUCAAACAGAAACAGGGAUAAGUAUACGGUCCAUGUAUAUAUCAAGCUCAGUCAUUUGAUUUUACAGUUACAGGGGCUCGUCGCUUUGUGCUAAACCAUUUUUCAGUAAUGUACCAACACAACAAUCCGUCCUUGUGUUAUUAUAAAGCCAAAAGCUGCUAGCGUCUUCCUCUUUCUUCCAUUCCCACGCCAAACUGAAAACCACAGACCAUGGCUCAUCAUCUCCGUGUCAUCUCCCUCACCGGCUUCACCAUCGUCCUCUCCCUCGCCCUCCUCUUCACCUCCCUGCAAGCUCAAGUUGUGAUCCCCUGGUGGGCAGGAUCCAGCAACUUGGGCGAGGAGAAACGACAGUCAUGGGUGAGUACUACGUCCCCGUGCGGAGCGUGGUGUACCGGUCGCGGUCGGUGGCGCUGCCGGCGGCGGCGGCGACGACGUCGACGGAGGCGGUGGGGUACGAGCCGUUCGAGGUGUGCGAGGGGUGCCGGUGCUGCUCGACGUCCAACACGAGCAGCUGCGUGGACACGAGCUGCUGCUACUCCAUCGACUGCAACCUCCCGGGGAAGCCCUUCGGCACCUGCGCUUUCACGCCCCAAACCUGCGGAUGCGGCGGCACCGGCAACUGCACCCAGCCCUCCUGAUGAUCCUUGCUUUCCUGAUGAUUUCCCCAUUCAUCACUAAUCUUCUCGUCUCACACAACAUAAGUGUGCUACUGAUGAAGUGCUGAUCAGUUCAAUCCAAAUUGUAACGGUUUGGUUUGACGAUGAUGCAACUGCAAACG
Messenger RNA from Panicum virgatum (switchgrass), 784 nucleotides. RefSeq lists its product as uncharacterized. Bases 360 to 644 code for a protein of 94 amino acids. The transcript has 2 exons. The record is from RefSeq and is a predicted model, not a curated record. NCBI's taxonomy places the organism in Eukaryota, Viridiplantae, Streptophyta, Magnoliopsida, Poales, Poaceae.